ACGGAUAGACGACGGACCGACGGACCAACCCCCCGAACCCGCCCAACCCGUCCCAUCCGAACCUAGCGAAUUUCGAAACACACACCGAGGUUCGGCGGCCAGUUCGGCCGUUCUUCCGAAACUUUCCGAUUCGGAAAAAGAUUUAUCACUGAAAGACUGAAAUACCAACCGGGCCGGCGGCGGGUACGGGGUAGAGGUAGAGAGAGCGGUAGAACUACGGUAGAGCUGUUAUUUUGUCCGAGUUAAUUGUUAAAUCAAGAUUUCGUCCACUUGUUGCAUUGAUUUGCAAGAUGGCGAAGCUGGGCAAAAUUUCAGCAGACACGACAGCUUUCUUCUUGUGCGACAUGCAGGAAAAGUUCCGACCGGUCACACGUUAUUUUCCCGAAGUUUUGGCAGCCGCUUCUCAGUUGGUUCAGACGUCGAAGUUGCUGAACGUGCCUCUAAUUGUCACCGAACAGUACCCCAAAGGCCUCGGCAGCACGGUUCAAGAGCUGAGCAUCCAGCAUGCGGCGGGCAUAUUCCCCAAGACCAAGUUCAGCAUGAUGAUACCCGAAGUGGAGAACUUCCUCAAUGGACCUUUGGGCAAACGCAUAGACGUCGUCGUACUCUUUGGCGUCGAGGCUCACGUGUGCAUUGAGCAAACAGCCCUAGACUUGCUAUCUCUAGGCAAGACGGUGCACAUUGUCGCAAAUGCCACAUCUUCACGAAGCCAAGAGGACAGACUGCUGGCAUUCGACAGACUACGCCAAGUCGGCUGCUUCAUCUCAACGUGCGAGUCCAUCAUCUUCAAACUGGUGCAGGACAAGAACCACCCGGACUUCAAUGCUGUUCGACAGAUAGUCAGAGACCCCACCCUCUACACUGGGCUAACAAGCUGCUAAGGUGCACAAUACAACAAACAUGGCAGCAACACUCCUUUCUCGGACCACCCGCAAUAAACAGCUUUUUCUUCUUGGCAACAUCAA
This is a messenger RNA of Ixodes scapularis (black-legged tick), 965 nucleotides long. Its product is annotated as isochorismatase domain-containing protein 1. The coding region runs from base 291 to 881 and encodes 196 amino acids. NCBI's taxonomy places the organism in Eukaryota, Metazoa, Arthropoda, Arachnida, Ixodida, Ixodidae. The transcript has 5 exons. Gene Ontology annotation, cellular component: cytoplasm. The record is from RefSeq and is a predicted model, not a curated record.